AAACAUCAAGAGAGAAACCUGAGAUAAAUUGACCUAGAUUUCCACUUUUUCCGCUUACCCACAGAGAGUGAGAGGGAAAGAAAGGGAGGGGUUGGCUCGUUGAGUCCGACUCGACUCAGCCAUGUUUCAACCGCACAACCAGCUUUCAAUUCAAACAAAGCCAUUAGCUAUUCAAGAGCCAUCAGCAUUGAUGCAUGUGGAUCCAAAUAAUUCUUUUGGAGCUGCAAGAGAUGAGAUGCACAAUGGAGGGCUUUCUAAGGCAGAAUCUGCUGUCAACAAUUCCAAGAAACUUCAGGAUGAGCUACAAACUCUGGGGUUCAAAAUCAAACAGCAUGAGGAUAAUAUAAAAUAUCUGAAGACUCAAAAGGAUAAUCUGGAUGGCUCCAUUCUUGACUUGCAAGUUACCCUUGGCAAGUAUUGUUCAUCUAGUAUACCAACCAUGGAAAAUGAGGCCCUUUCGAAGUCCCGAAGUGAAAAUGAAACUGUUGAACAGAUACUGAAGUAUGAAAAAUCAGCAGCUGCCAUCUUAUGCCAGCUGAAAAUUCGUCAUGGAAGUCAGGCUUCACAUCUUACAUUGGCUAAGGAUGUGCUCGGUAUUGUUGCCACACUUGGAAAAGUAGAUGAUGAAAACCUUAGUAGGCUUUUCUCGGAGUACUUAGGACUGGAGACUAUGAUGGCAAUUGUCUGCAAGACUUAUGAAGGCGUUAAAACUUUGGAAACAUAUGACUUUGAAGGUGGCAUAAACAAACAUUCUGGUCUGCAUGGGCUUGGAUCUUCUAUCGGAAGACAUUUGGAUGGCCGAUUUCGCAUCAUCUGUCUUGAACAUUUAAGACCAUAUGCUGGGGAUUUUGUUGCUGAUGACACACAAAGGAGGCUUGAUCUUCUAAAGCCAAGAUUACCCAACGGAGAGUGUCCACCUGGCUUUCUUGGCUUUGCAGUGAAUAUGAUCAAUGUGGAUAGUGCAAACAUACUUUGUUUAACAUCCAGUGGUUGUGGCCUCAGAGAGACUCUAUUCUAUAAUCUAUUCUCUCGUCUUCAAGUGUAUAGAACAAGAGCAGAAAUGUUACUUGCUCUUCCUUGUAUUACCGAUGGGGCACUUUCUUUAGAUGGUGGAAUGAUCAAAACUGCAGGUGUAUUUUCUUUGGGCAGUCGGGAAGAUGUAGAAGUGAGAUUCCCAAAAAGCUCUGGAUCAAAUCUUCCUCUGGAGUACUUUGAAACUGAGAAGGAGCUGACAGAGGUGAACUGGAAAAGGGAAAAGGUUGAGGAAGAUAUUCAGAGAGAACAAUCACUUCUGAACCAUAUAAAUUACACCUUCAGAAUCAAGAAGCAGGCAUUCAUCAAGUACCUGGCUGAUAGCUCACCAUAUGGGAUUCAGCAACAAAUUCCAGGAGAGCGGGAGAGACUGACCCAAAGAUGAUAAUCAGAUCGAGGAACUGAGCCAGUGGAGGGGAUAGAGAAGCUUCUGAGGUUCAACUUUUGGCUAGGGUACUUGUACUGGUUUUCUGGGCAUCAAUGAAGGUAAAGCUCCGGGGAAAAGGUGAGAAGGAUGGGUUUGUUGUAUAGAGAAAAGAUGUUAGUUGUUCCCCAGAAUCAGUAUUCCUGAGAAGCAGGAUUGGAGUAUGCACCCUCUUGGUUCUCAUAGUAUGUUUCUGGAUAAAUUCUCAGUCAUGAUGAUUGUCCAUUGAAGAUUCAAGUGCAUUGACAAUCAAUUCAUUUUCAGAA
Molecule: messenger RNA, 1722 nt
Organism: Vitis vinifera (wine grape)
Lineage: Eukaryota; Viridiplantae; Streptophyta; Magnoliopsida; Vitales; Vitaceae
Product: protein DEFECTIVE IN MERISTEM SILENCING 3
Exons: 8
Coding region: 122-1417 (431 amino acids)
Source: RefSeq, a predicted model, not a curated record